AGAUAUUAUAUAUAACUAGAUAUAGAAAAUAAUAGAUAAAAGUCGAUGUACUUUCUCCUGUAGUCUACGUAUUGUUUCUUAAAAUUAAACUAACAUGCAUCUGAUUAUUUUAGGCGCUUUUCUGGCUGUGGCCAAUGCAGCCUCUAGAACUUGUCAUGGUGACAUUAACCACCUACAUCCUUCAGGGAAGGCGAAUGGUGGCGUGGCAGCCUCUAAUGCUGAUGUCCAGCAUGACGUCCCCGCCCUCAACCAACAUAGGAACUGUUACCAGCAGUCAGCAGACCAUAACUGUAAGUCAUACCAGCAGUCAGCAGACCAUAACUGUAUUCAGGCUUCAGUGAUCGCCGCCAUCGCCAGCAGAGAGUCCAGGGGCGGAACCCUCCUUGUUGCGACCGGUGGUUAUGGUGACUUUGGCCACGCCUGGGGAAUUAUGCAGUGUGACAUCGCCAACUCGGGUCUACCGUGUACGUCGGUGCCAUGGGACAGUUGUGCACACAUCGAGAUGCUGGUCAACAGGCUGUUGGUGCCCUAUGUCAACCAGGUCCAUAAUAAAUUUCCAAGCUGGAGCAUCGACCAGGCUCUUCAAGGUGCCGUGGCCGGCUACAACGGUGGGGUGAGCAGGGUGACGUCAUGGGCUAACGUAGAUGCCGGAACCACGGGCCACGACUACAGCAAUGACGUCAUCGCAAGGGCCAAGUGGCUCAUGGCCAACGGAUGGAACUAGAGCAUCACAGUUGACAUAACAAAUAGACAUAUUAUAGUAGACAUAUCUAGUAGACGUAACAUAGUAGACAUAUCAAGUAGACGUAUCACAGAAGACAUAUCUAGUAGACGUAUCAUAGUAGACAUAUCUAGUAGACAUAUAUAGAAGACAUAUCUAGUAGACGUAUCUAGUAGACGUAUCAUAGUAGACAUAUCUAGUAGACAUAUAUAGAAGACAUAUCUAGUAGAUGUAUCUAGUAGACGUAUCAUAGUAGACAUAUCUAGUAGACCUAUCUAGUAGACAUAUCUAGUAGACGUAUCAUAGUAGACAUAUCUAGUAGACAUAUCAUAGUAGACAUAUCUAGUAGACAUAUCUAGUAGACAUAUCUAGUAGACGUAUCAUAGUAGACAUAUCUAGUAGACAUAUCAUAGUAGACAUAUCUAGUAGACAUAUCUAGUAGACAUAUCAAGUAGACGUAUCAUAGUAGACAUAUCUAGUAGACAUAUCAUAGUAGACAUAUCUAGUAGUCAUAUCUAGUAGACAUAUCUAGUAGACAUAUCUAGUAGACAUAUCUAGUAGACGUAUCAAGUAGACAUAUCUAGUAGACGUAUCAUAGUAGACAUAUCUAGUAGACGUAUCAUAGUAGACAUAUCUAGUAGACAUAUCACAGAAGACAUAUCUAGUAGACAUAUAUAGAAAACAUAUCUAGUAGACGUAUCUAGUAGACAUAUCUAGUAGACAUAUAUAGAAGACAUAUCUAGUAGACGUAUCUAGUAGACGUAUCAUAGUAGACAUAUCUAGUAGACAUAUCAAGUAGACAUAUCUAGUAGACAUAUCUAGUAGACAUAUCAAGUAGACAUAUCUAGUAGACAUAUCAAGUAGACAUAUCUAGUAGACAUAUCUAGUAGACGUAUCAUAGUAGACAUGUCAAGUAGACAUAUCUAGUAGACAUAUCUUAUCCAACAAUAAAAAUUUCCUAUUUUCAAAAGACGAAUUUAAAAUAAUUAUUUUGUUUCGUUGUUAAAAGGUAAUGUUACUAGUACAAAUGUUACUAGUUUUUUUAAAGUCGUGUUGUUUCAAAAAAAAAUUCGUUAAGCUGCUAUCGUCGCCCCCCCCCCUCCCACAAAGCCAGAGGCGUAGCGACCCUUCCCGGCGCCCGGGGACAAACUUUCGAUUUGCAUACCCCACCUCAAGAUUUCGAUUUGCACCCCCCUCAACCUUUCAAUUUAUUUUUCCAACCCAAUUUGGCGUCCCCAAAGGUCGGCGCCCGGGGACAUAUUUUCCCCACCCCCCUCGCUACGCCUCUGCCCAAAGCCCAGCUCUGACUACUAUUUAAAUUGAUCGAGAAUUUAAAUUGGUAGUUACUAUUUGUCAAGAGAAAAUAUUUUUCUCAGUAGGUUCUUAAGAUAUCGUAUGUAUGCUUUUUCUUUUCUACAAAAAUUUGAUUUGUAACCAAAGCCAUUCAUGACCACCCUAGCUACAAUCACCACAUGGCCAUUGAAAUUACCAUUGUCACACCACCAUAUCAAUUACAAACGCUACCGCUGUAUUAUAUUCCCCACAACCACUGCCAAACGAAGUUACCGAUACGAUCACCACACAACCAUCACAACCACCCUCACCACAAAACCAUUCCAGUGACAACAAUAUCCACACAACCAUCACAAUCACCAUCACCACAAAAUCAUCACAACCACCAUCACCACACAACCAUCACAACCACCCUCACCACACAACCAUCACAGCCACCCUCACCACACAACCAUCACAACCACCAUCACCACACAACCAUCACAACCACCAUCGCAACACAACCAUCACAACCACCAUCACCACACAACCAUCACAACCACUAUCACCACACAACCAUUCCAGUGCCAACAAUAGUCACACUAUCUUCCUAACAACCAUCGCAGCACUAAUUAAAUAUCCAUGUCCAACAUAUGAUUAUUAUACUAAAAUUAUCUUAUAUUUAACAGGUUUUUGGAUUAAAGUAAAUUAUUGUUUUAUUUAAAAAGA
Molecule: messenger RNA, 2722 nt
Organism: Physella acuta
Lineage: Eukaryota; Metazoa; Mollusca; Gastropoda; Physidae
Product: glycine, glutamate and proline-rich protein-like
Biological process (GO): peptidoglycan catabolic process
Molecular function (GO): lysozyme activity
Source: RefSeq, a predicted model, not a curated record